This is a messenger RNA of Siniperca chuatsi (mandarin fish), 2738 nucleotides long. RefSeq names its product methylmalonate-semialdehyde dehydrogenase [acylating], mitochondrial-like. Gene Ontology annotation, cellular component: mitochondrion. Gene Ontology annotation, biological process: thymine catabolic process; L-valine catabolic process. The record is from RefSeq and is a predicted model, not a curated record. Gene Ontology annotation, molecular function: methylmalonate-semialdehyde dehydrogenase (acylating, NAD+) activity; malonate-semialdehyde dehydrogenase (acetylating, [NAD(P)+]) activity. The transcript has 12 exons. NCBI's taxonomy places the organism in Eukaryota, Metazoa, Chordata, Actinopteri, Centrarchiformes, Sinipercidae. Bases 139 to 1716 code for a protein of 525 amino acids.
GCCGAUAAUGUCUUGUAGAUCGCAGCAUUACCACCCACCGUUUUUGCCCUCUGCAAGCUAAAGUUCUGUCUGCACUCCGGCGUCUUUUGGGUUGGUUGAAGGGCUUCGGAGCAAGAAAAGAGAAACCUGACCUCAAUAAUGGCAGCAAUUCUCCUCCGGUCCCUUUUGAACAAGAAGGUCCCCCUCCAGCUGGGUCGCUUAUGUCACUCCUCGUCAGCGCCCACCACCAAGCUGUUCAUUGAUGGCAAAUUUGUUGAUUCCAACACCUCUGAAUGGCUUGACAUUCACAAUCCUGCCACUAAUGAGGUGGUGGGACGUGUUCCCAAAGCUACCCAGGAAGAGAUGCUGGCAGCUGUGGACUCCUGCUCCAGAGCCUUCCGCUCCUGGUCCGAGACCUCCAUCCUCAGCCGGCAGCAGAUCUUCCUGCGCUACCAGCAGCUAAUCAAGGAUAACAUUAAAGAACUGGCUAAAAUAAUCACCUUGGAGCAGGGCAAAACUCUUGCUGAUGCAGAGGGAGAUGUAUUUAGAGGACUCCAGGUGGUUGAGCAUGCCUGUAGCAUUACAUCCCUCAUGCUGGGGGAGACCUUACCUUCCAUCACCAAGGACAUGGACACUCACACCUACCGCCUGCCCAUCGGAGUGUGUGCUGGUAUUGCCCCUUUUAACUUCCCUGCCAUGAUUCCUCUGUGGAUGUUCCCCAUCGGCAUGGUAUGUGGCAACACCUACCUGAUGAAGCCCUCUGAACGGGUCCCAGGAUGCACCAUGCUAUUGGCCAAAUUGCUCCAGGAUGCCGGGGCACCAGAUGGUACACUCAACAUCAUCCACGGCCAGCACGCAGCGGUGAACUUCAUCUGUGACCAUCCGGCCAUCAAAGCCAUCAGCUUUGUAGGCUCCAACCCGGCUGGAGAGCACAUCUACGAGCGGGGAUCCAAGAACGGCAAGAGAGUGCAGUCCAACAUGGGUGCCAAGAACCAUGGUGUGGUGAUGCCUGAUGCCAACAAAGAGAACACCAUCAACCAGCUGGUGGGAGCUGCCUUCGGAGCAGCUGGCCAGCGCUGUAUGGCUCUCUCCACUGCUAUUUUUGUAGGGGACUCUCGUGAGUGGCUCCCAGAGCUGGUGGAGCGCUCCAAGUCACUGCGCGUAAACGCAGGCGAUCAGCCUGGGGCAGAUGUGGGUCCCCUGAUCUCUCCUGAAGCCAAGGCCAGGGUGGAGUCUUUGAUCCAGAGUGGGGUGGAUGAAGGUGCCAAGCUGCUGCUGGAUGGGAGAAAUGCCAACGUCAAAGGAUAUGAAAAUGGAAACUUUGUAGGACCCACCAUCCUGGGAAAUGUUACGCCGGACAUGAAGUGUUACAGAGAGGAGAUCUUUGGACCAGUACUUGUCGUCCUGGAGGCCGACAGUCUUGACGAAGCGAUUUCUUUAAUCAACAGCAACCCCUACGGCAACGGCACUGCCAUCUUCACCACCAAUGGAGCCACAGCGCGCAAAUACACACAUGAGGUGGACGUUGGCCAGAUUGGCGUGAACGUGCCCAUUCCCGUCCCCCUCCCCAUGUUCUCCUUCACUGGCUCCAGAGGCUCAUUCAGAGGAGACACCAACUUCUAUGGCAAGCAGGGCAUCCAGUUCUACACUCAGAUCAAGACUGUGACAUCGCAAUGGAAGGCUGAGGAUGCCACUGUGACAAGCCCGGCUGUUACCAUGCCAACCAUGGGACGCUAAGCUAAAUUGAUAGCACAUCCAGCAUAACUUUCAGUGACUUCUCAUAUGCCUUAAGAAGAAGCCCAAGGAGGGAAUUGGGGGGAAAAGGUUACAUGUCCUUUUUACUGUUGAGAAAUAUUCACAUUGAGACGGUGUAGUCUACGAUAAUUCACAUUGAGGGUUAUUACUUGGUAAUGGUUUGAACUUUGAACAUCCUAGACAAUGUUGUUGCACAAAAACGCACAAAUGCAAAGCACACCUGGUAAGUACGGGGGAGAUGAACUGGCCCGAUGAAAUGAAUGGUGCUGUGAGUCUCCUUCAUGGGUUUGUUGUAUUUUGAGCCUGUUUCCUCCUGUUCAUGUCCUGUUCUGACCGAGUGGACUAUGAUUUAAUCAUGGUCGGUCAUUUUCAUGAUCCGCUGGUAUCACAUUUCUUAAAACCUACAGUAGAAAUCAAAAGGAUCAGGGAUUCUGCCUUUGAAGCAUUGACAGCAAAUGUCUUCCACCAGUAUCCUCUGGUUCUUUAGCUUGUUCUGUUUCAGAGCAUUUUGUAGAUACUUGAAUAGUAGAUAUAAAUAGAGCAAAUACUACAUUAGAACAAGGACACACCCAUUCUCUUACUCCGUUAAAACUGAAAUAAUUGUUGCUGAGUUCUUGUCUGUAUAUCCUAUGGUCAUACUGUCCCGUGUUGGGAUUAAUGUGUGUCAGAUAGAGGUUCACGGUUUUGUACUGUAUUGUCAGUAAUACCUUUUUGUGGUCAUGAAUAUUAUAGAGGUUAAAUUGCAGUGUUUUACAUGGCAUGGACUUGACAUCUGAUAUUCUUUAUAAACCAUUGUGAUGAAAUUCCUGGGAUGAAACUGUUGGUAGUUGUGCUGCAGUUACAGUUUGUGCUAGACAUCUUUUCAUCUGAAGUAUUUGAGCUAUUUCAAAUUUAUCCCUUUGACUUCUCUUAGGUCUUGUGGCUGAAGAUUAAGAGAUGAUAAGAAGGCUAUUUGAGUCUGUAGUUCACUGUUUGAAUAAAGACUAAUUUGAUUCCCGUUGAAA